ACAAAGGCUUUUUCGGUGGGGAAGCUCAUCAUUAAGACCUUUAGCGCGAUCGCAAACGUUUUUGUGCGAUUGCAAAUCACACAAUUAAGUGGCGAUCCCGGUGUGGGCGAGGUGAAUUGUGACACGCAGAAGUGCAGGUGGAGUGCCAACUGAGUGGAGACGUCGCGCCGGCUCCAAGCAACCAAAAGUCAUGGGAUCAACUUUCUGCGCAACCACGGAGGAGCCGAGAAACGCAAACCGGGUGACUGAUAUACCCAUGGACAGGUGGAUGACUCGCAUCCCGGCGGACCUGCUCGACACCCCACUUUAUCACCUGGCCAUUCCGGGCAGCCACAACGCGAUCACGUACGCUCUGGAUAAACACCGUAAAUCUCCCGUCGACGUGACCCAGCCUGACAUGUUGCAGAAGGCGGACAAAUACGCGAGCGGCCUCAUUCGACCAGUAAUGCACAAGUGGUCCGUAACGCAGGAUGUCACGGUGACAGAGCAGCUGAACAGCGGCAUCCGCUAUUGCGACCUGCGAAUCGCACACAGGCCAAAAGACACCUCCACCAGCCUCUACUUCUACCACGGCUUCUACAGCAAGGCCACCGUGGAGAUGAUUCUGCGCGAGAUUCGCACGUGGCUGGAUGCUCAUCCCAAAGAGGUGGUCAUCCUGUCCUUCAGCCACUUCCUGGACCUCGACGACAAGCGCCACAUGCGGCUCGUCACCACCAUUGAAAACAUCUUCUCAUCCAAACUCUGUCCCAAAAUGGACAUACCAACUCUUCGUAAGCUGUGGCAGUCGGGCCACCAGGUUAUCGUGUCCUACGACAAUAAAGCCAUGGUUCGCCACCACCACUUCCUUUGGGAUCACAUUCCUUAUCGGUGGGCCAACAAGAUCACGGCACAGGAUCUGAUUCAUACCUUGGAGAACGCAAAGCAAAGUGGCAGACCACGAGGCUUUUUUGUCACCGGGAUCAACUUGACGGUGGACUUGCCGUAUAUCACCAAGAAUCUGACCGAGUCUCUGAAGGGCCUGGUGAAGUCCACCAACCCCACGCUGCUUUCGUGGGUCCACGAGCAGACGCCCAGCAGCCACCCGCACUCGCUCAACAUCGUGGCGGGCGACUUUGUCAGCGAGGGCCGCUUUGCGCAAAUCGUCGUGUCGCUUAACAGCAAACUACUGGGUUAAGAGCACACAUUUGUGCUUCUUACCGCUGCACCCCAUCCUCAGAAAAGCAGGAAUCACACGUUUUGUGUUAUGGCUUGGUAUUUGCAUUUUAUUUUGGAGGACAUUUUUGGCUCUCAUUUCAGAAGCUGUAUUUCCUGUCCUUGUGUCUCUUGGUUAUGGUGAUUGUCUUCAACUGUUUUCCCCUGUCCUUUGCUUGUCUUGGUUUCCUGUUGUGUCAUGAAUCUUCCUGUCUUGUAGGGCUGAAGAAUUUUGAAAAAUUAUUUUUAAAUGAUUUUUUUCAAGUGGUCCAUCUUGAGGUUCAGUACUUGAGAAUAUGUAACUGUCCAGAAUGACUUUCUUGCUAGGAUCGCGGUCCCAAUUCUGUGUGACAUCAUCAUGAGAGAAUAGCCGUCAUUUAAAAGCUGUAUGACAUAGAAUACAUGUCAUUUACAACAGACCCCCCCCCACCCGCCCCUCAACGUGACCCAAAGUUUUUGCACGCGAAAUGUGAAUUCAUGGGGUUCCCUGUAUUCAUAUUAUAAUUCAAUUUUCGAAAGGUUUCAAUGUCACAGAAGAAUAAUUUCUUGUAGUUAAUUGACAUGCCAUAUGUUUCCUCAACUACAGUAUCUCACAAAAGUGAGUACAACCAUCACAUUUAUGGAAAUAUUUGGUUGUAUAUCCUCAUGGGACAACAC
This is a messenger RNA of Hippocampus comes (tiger tail seahorse), 1848 nucleotides long. It is a transcript of the gene plcxd1.1, whose product is annotated as phosphatidylinositol-specific phospholipase C, X domain containing 1, tandem duplicate 1. The coding region runs from base 191 to 1174 and encodes 327 amino acids. Gene Ontology annotation, molecular function: phosphoric diester hydrolase activity. Gene Ontology annotation, biological process: lipid metabolic process. The transcript is spliced from 7 exons. The record is from RefSeq and is a predicted model, not a curated record. Lineage: Eukaryota; Metazoa; Chordata; Actinopteri; Syngnathiformes; Syngnathidae.